Pundamilia nyererei is the source of this 1683-nucleotide messenger RNA. It is a transcript of the gene tppp2, whose product is annotated as tubulin polymerization-promoting protein family member 2. Bases 167 to 703 code for a protein of 178 amino acids. Lineage: Eukaryota; Metazoa; Chordata; Actinopteri; Cichliformes; Cichlidae. Gene Ontology annotation, biological process: positive regulation of protein polymerization; microtubule polymerization; microtubule bundle formation. The transcript is spliced from 4 exons. Gene Ontology annotation, cellular component: microtubule. Gene Ontology annotation, molecular function: tubulin binding. The record is from RefSeq and is a predicted model, not a curated record.
CUUCCAUCCUUUACGUAACUGUCAGACAGCCUGGGAGUGGCAGGAAGGAGGAGAGGCAGAAGCGGAGAAAGAAGGAGGAGAGGCAGAAGCGGAGAAAGAGAUCAAGCAGCUGUUAGCAAUUCCGGAUUUGGCUAACUAUCCACACAGCAUCCUUCCAUUUAGCAGCAUGGCCGAGGGUUCGGUGUCUCUAGAAGAGGUCAAGACUUCCUUCCAGAAGUUUGCAGUCCACGGAGACACAAAAGCUACAGGGAAGGAGAUGAACGGCAAGAAUUUUGCAAAGCUCUGCAAAGACUGUAACAUCACUGAUGGGAAGAAUGUGACAACCACAGAUGUGGACAUCGUUUUUAGCAAAGUCAAGGCAAAGUCAGCUCGUGUAAUCACAUUUGAGCAGUUUAACCAGGCCCUGACAGAGUUGGCUCCCAAACGUUUUAAAGGCAAGAACAAGGAAGAGUCACUUCAGCAGCUUUAUGGUCUCGUUGUUGGUAAAGAACCUGCCAACAUUGGUGUUACUAAAGCUACCAAGGCAGCAGCAGUGGACAGAUUGACUGACACCUCCAAGUACACUGGUUCACACAAGGAGCGGUUUGAUGACACAGGAAAAGGCAAAGGAAAGGCUGGGCGUGAAGACAUCCCAGACACCAGUGGUUAUGUGGCAGCUUACAAGGGCAGCGGCACUUACGAAGACAAAGUGAAAGAGGCAUAACACUGCUAGCCAUUAUUGUGUUUCACCAAUAACUUAGAUAGGGGUACUAAACAGAAGUUAAUGCCUGUUUUAUUUAGUUAAACAAAACAAAGUGGGAAUUUCAUGAUGUAUACAGCAUGUACAAGUAAAAGUGUUCUGUGUAUUUUCUGCUGGAACCAAAAAAGAAACUACAUGCUUCAUAUUGUUACUCUGCUUUGCUAUACACUGUGCCUUACUAAACAUAUAGCCGUUAGUGUGAAUACUAUGAUACAUUGCUAUGCUCUGUUAAUCAUAAUGCAAAGGAUAAAAACAUAGCUGGUAUCAAGAAUGGCGCUAUCUCAGUAGCUUUUCAUUUUAUAUUUCAGUGCCUUUGUUACAUGACCAAUCAGUGCCCAUUAUUUUCAUCAUAGUUUCAUAGUAUGAAAUUAAUAGUUUUUAACAGUUUAUUUAGAAAAAUGCAAUAAGCAUGAAAGAACACAGUGCAACACUCUUUGAUUAUUAAUAAAAACAAAAAAACAAAAAACACCAAGCAGCGAAGAACAAAGAGUUAGAUUCUGGUACUGAUGAAGCUAAACAUAUGAAUUACUUAAACUGUUUUUUUUAAACUUUCUUUGUAAUCAUAAUGGGACCUUAAAUCCUCCUAUUACAUCUCUUUUCACUAUGUUUUGUCUUUUUAAGUUUAAUGAAUAAAGAAUGCCCAUUUUCACCAUGAAUGGAAAUGUAAUUUAAAAGAUGUGAUUGCAAAUAUCUAAAUAAAUAUCUAAAAUGCAAAAUUUGAUCAUACAUGGGAAAAUAGUUCCUUGUUUUACAUGUCCUGUAAUGUAACAUUAGAAAACAAACAAACGAAAAGUCUGUAGGAUCCUUUAAAUCACAAUUGGAACAUAUAGUACUCAGGAAGUUAUAAUACGUACACUACAAAUGCAAUAUAAGUGAUAUGUAAAAUAUGUAUAUUUUACAGCAUGUUUCUAGAAGAGUAUGCCUGUGUGUUAAAUAAAAGCAAU